GAAAUGCGCCGCGCGCAUCCGUCGUCGUCCCGACCGUAGCCGCCGCAGCGCGCGUCCCGUUCGCCGUCGCGGCGCGUACGCAUCGCUCCCGAGUUUUGAUUCUUCCGCCUUUUUGAGCGCGUUGGCAGUCUCCUUUGUCCCUUUCAACCGUCGUCACUUCUUGGAUGCUCGAGCGCUACGACCCAACGGCCGCCGUGUGCUAUCCAUCAUCACGGGAUAUGUCCUGGUCUUUGAUUUUUUUUUCUGUUUGUCUCGUUAAUCUUUGGUCCAUAACUUCGGAAUGCAAAGCUCUACAGCAUGAGCGAUUUUUACAUGACAAUUGACUUUUUAGUUUUUUCCCUGCAGUCAGCGCUCUAAAGUAUUUCCUAUGCUACGAUUUAACUUCACGGGUUUGUCGGAUCGCUUUACAGCGUCAACGUGUUCUAGAUUUUCUCAAUUCGUUAAAUUUUACGAUUGUUUGUGCCAACAUAAUUAUUGAACACCAUAAUAAUGUUUUAUAAGAGCCUGUGAAAUAACUAAAUAAACCAUGGAGCUCCAAAAUUGCUUACCUUCUAUGAAAAAUGAUUACAAAAUGAAUGAAAUGAAUGACCAACAAGAAAUUAUGAAUAAUGUACAAGGGUGGAACACAAUGGCAAUGCCAAUGUCAUCACAUGAUAUUAUGAUACCAGUUCCAAUAAAAAUCCAACCUUCACUUGGUAUUUUGGACCAAAAUAACAUCCCAAUGAAUAAUGCUAGUCCACAUCCAAGCGUCAUACACACGAGCCCUCAGACACCUCAUGGCUUGCCAAUAAAUACAUAUAUUGAACCUGAAUUACCAAUAGAGUUGUUGCAACAAGGAUGGAAAAAAUUUUGGAGUAAACGUGAGAAUCGACCUUAUUUUUGGAAUAAGUUGACUGGUGAAUCUCUUUGGGAGUUUCCACCUUUGAGACAGUUUGACGUUACAUCAGACCCUUUGGGGAUAACAAGCGAUGGUCAACAUAAUGGAACAAAUCCAAUGUUAUUGAAAAAAAGACCUGCAGAAGAAAUAGUCUUAGGCCCUGCAACCAAAAAAAUGAUACUAACUGGUCCAUGGGAACUUGAAAUACCUACAAAUGUUGUUAUAUUUGAGCGAUCGCCAUCCACAAUGUCUCAGCCACAUCCAGAUAUUGAGUUUUAUCGUGGACAUUUGGUAGCAAAAUUAAGACAAUGUUACCAAGAACUUUGUCAGUCCCGAGAAAAUAUCAAUGCACCAAAAGAAUCUUUCAACCGUUGGCUUAUUGAGAGAAAAGUAGUUGAUACUGGUACUGAUCCAUUAUUACCCUCGCAAUGUUAUCCAGAAGUUUCUUUAAGAAUGUAUAACGAAAUAAUGAAUGAUAUACCAUUAAGAUUGGCAAAGCCUAAGUAUACUGCAGACGCUCGGAAACAGCUGUCCAUAUAUGCUGAAGCUGCAAAAAAUCUCAUUGAGUCUAGAAACACAUUACAAGAGAGUAGAAAAGUCGUAAAAUGGAACACUGAAGAUACAUUGCAAUGGUUAAGGAAGACAGUGGGUGCUACUUAUGUUGAUUUUCAAGAGCGAUUAAACCAUCUUAAGAUGCAAUGUCAACCACAUAUAGCUCAAACUGUCAAAGAUUCUGUGGAAGGCAUCUGUUCAAAGGUGUAUCAUUUAUCAGUAGAAUAUGCUCGCAAGGUCAAAGAAAAAAAUAGUGAGCUUUUGAUUGCUCAAGGAAUUACAGAAAUGGCGCCAGCUCCUGCAGUAUUAACUCUACAUAAAGUCUGGUGUUAUCCUGUCCAAUUUGUCACACCUGCUCCGCGUCUUCCUCCUGUUGAAUACAUGGCUGACAAAGAACAGACUUAUGUCCGAUUCAAUGGAGAAAGGUUACUCAUCAAUACUGUGUACCUCCAAAAGUUGGAACAAUUGUAUCGCUACAGCUGCUAUGAAGACAAAAAAAUGGAAAACUUCAUGGCAAGAGUUUGGUGUUUAUUGAAAAGGUACAGUGUCUUCUGCUCUAACAGUCCUGAUACACAAGUAUCAGUGCCAGUGCCUAUCCUAGAAUCUCUGCACAGAAAUUUUGGUGUGACAUUUGAGUGUUUUGCGUCACCUCUGAAUUGCUAUUUCCGGCAAUAUUGCUCCGCGUUUCCAGACACCGACGCCUAUUUUGGAUCCCGAGGAUCAAUUUUGGAUUUGAAUGCUGUAAGUGGAUCAUUUGUAGUAAAUCCUCCUAUACACUGUGAUGAUCUAAUUGAAGCUGCUUUAAAUCAUAUUGAUCGAUUGUUAUCUGAAUCAAGCGAACCUCUAUCUUUUAUCAUAUUUUUGGCUGAUGGAGAAACAACAUUUAUUCAGAAAUUAGACUCUAGUCAAUUCAAACGACGUCAAGUAGUUAUACCAGCGUAUGAACAUUAUUACAGACAUGGUUUCCAGUACAGUGUUCCAAAGACAGAUGUAAACAUUCGUUCUCCCACAAGCACAUUAGUUGUAUGGCUUCAAAACAAUGCUGGGUGUCAGCGAUGGAGCCCUAGCGAAGACAGGGUUGAAGCUUUGUUGGAAGCAUUCCGCCCAGGCCGUGAACGUGAUCGUGACCGCCAGGAACUGCUUUCACCAACACCAAACUCUCUAUUAGGCCCACCGCCACUUCCUGUUUAGAGUUAGUAAAUAUUGUAUACAUUAGUUGUAUCAAUGUAUAUAUAUAUUUAUUGUAUGUGUAUGUGUACAUGUUUGUACAUCCACUAACUUAAUAGGCAAUUAUGGUGUCUAGUUUUAUUCAAAUUUAUUUAUAUUUUUAUGUUCAUUAUACACCAGUGUAUAAUGUACUCUCAUUAAAUUAUAGUUUUUUUUAUACAUUCAUAUAAUGUAUAUGGUUAUAAUAUAAUUAUUGAAUCUUAGUUAAUGCAAACUCUGAGCCAUAAUUGCUGUUUAAAUUUCCUUUACCUUAUAAUAAGUGAAAACAUUUUUAAAUGUUAAAAAUAUUUGUGUAUGUGUAGGUAGGUAUUUUUAGUUAUCGUUUUGUUGAUUUAUCUAUUUGUUAGUAUAAGAUAAUUUAUUAUUCUGUCGUUAAAAUCGUCAGAGUAUAAAUUUGAAACAAUAUGUAUCAGAAUUUCGUCCAAAUAUUCAUAAUGGUUGCAAUGGAUUAUUUGCUGUUUUUAAUAUUUUUUAUAAAAACAACAUUUUCCUAAAGCACAUUUAAGAAUAUCGAAUUAAUAUAAUUUAUAAUUUGUAAGGGCUUAGUACUUAAGUGUUAAGUGAAAAAAAUAGAAACCUAAUAAUCGUCUUUAUAUAAUUCCACUUAAACAACUAUUAUAUAAGUAAAAUACCUAUUAAUUGAAAUUUUAAAAUACCUUAAUUAAGCUGUUGUCACUUGUAAAUUUAAUCAAUUAAUUGGACAACAAUUGAUUGUUGUUCGAAAUUUAUAACUAACCAAGUAUUAAAUUGAUUUUAUUCUAUGUAUUACAGCUUAGUUGCGCACAAAUGUACAUUAAUGAUAUUCUAUUUAUUGAUCAUCAUUAGCGGACUUAUAUCAGUACUUAAGUGUUUAAUUAUUAAUUUCAAUGUAACGUAACUCUUAUAUCAUAUUGCUUUAAAUGUUUUCUAUUUAUUUUAUCCUUAAAUAUUAUCAAGCACAAACAUCUUAGUUUAUUAUCUUUUAAAUAUAUUAUUUUUUUUUAGUUUUUAUCCCAUACAUCUUAUUAUUGUUAAACAUAUAUUUAUUAUUUUUCUUUGAAUUAUACCUAUUGUACCAAUUUUACUCAUCCUUAAAUAAUCAAUAGCUUUAAGCAUUUACCAAAGUUUUAAUUGUCCUUUAAUUCUUAUACUCCUGUUUCAUAUUAAUUGUGUUUUGUCUUUGUGGGUAGUCACAGUAGAUGUGAAUAUAUAAUAUAUUAUAAUAUGUAAAAUGACAUAAUUGUAUAAUACUGUUAAAAAAAAAAAAAAAAAAAAUAGUGAGUAAGAUACAUUUAGUUUAUUUUGAUUAUUGUAAGAUUGUCGUACUUUGUUAUAUCUUUAAGCUAUUUGUUAGAUAAUUCAACCCUCCUUUUUUAAUUUCAUUUUUGUGCAAUUCAUAAAUAUUAUGUAGUAUUCAAAAAUAUUAUGUAGUAUUAUUAUUCAAAAAUAUUUUCUAUUGUUUCAAGUUUUCAAUUUAAAAUUUUGUCAUUGUAAACUAGAGUAGAAACUGUUUAUAAUGACAACCGGUUGAAAUAACAUAUUGGGUGUAAUUGAUGGUCCCUGCAAAGUUUCUAUAUUGUAUUUGAUAAUUUAUAUCAAUUAUUAUUAUGUUUGGAUAACUAUACUGAUGUUAUGGUAGUUAUUUUUGGUUAUAUUGGAAAAAUCUUGUCCAAAAUGUCCAAAAACAAAUUUUGAAGAACUAGAAAAAAAAUAGAACUUGAUUUUUGUUCAAAGUUCCAUCUAAAGUAAAAGAUUUUUUAAUAAAAUGUAAACCAGUUAUUAUGACCUAUUUUUUGUGAUUAUAAACAAUUUCUACUGUACUUGAAUUUUCAUAAAUGUUUAAUUUUUUGUAUUUUACUUAUUGUAUUAUCCAAGUAGUUAGUUGAUGUAUUAAUAUUUUUAAUGUAUGUAAGAAAAUGAAAUUAUUAAAAUUUAUUGUACAUCAGGGGUCGCCAACAAUAAAUUAUUACUAUUAUUAUAUUAUGAUUAUUAAUACUAUGAAUAAAUAAUUAUUGUUAAGAGCUUAUUUUUUUAUUUUGCUUAUCAAACAAAAUCUUCCUUAAGACCUAAAUUCUUCUGGAUGUUGAUCACUGGGGGCAUAAAAUUUAAAAUGUAGCUCACUUGGUUGAAAGGGUUGGCGAUCCAUGUUGUAUACAGUAAACAUAACAUAUUCAUUACAAUGGUUAUUUUGUGUUUCAACAUUAUUGUCAAUUUGGGUUGAGUAAUCUUAUGUUUAUUAUUUUUUUUUUUUUUUUAAUUAUUAUUUAUCAUUAUUGUAUAACAAGCUAUAUUUUGUAUGUAAUGUGAUUUCUAUUUGAUUUAAUGGUAUCGAAUUUAAACAUGCAAUGGUUUGAGCGCGCAUUACAUUAUUUUGUUUUUGUAAUUUUUACAUAAAUAUUAUAUAUUAUAUUAUAUAAAACUAUUAUUUUUAAGUUAUUAUACCAGAAAUUUGAAUACUAUUCACUUGUUUUCACAUCAGUAUACAUUGUGUUUAUUAUGGUUUUA
Messenger RNA from Aphis gossypii (cotton aphid), 5140 nucleotides. RefSeq names its product mRNA (2'-O-methyladenosine-N(6)-)-methyltransferase (gene Pcif1). Gene Ontology annotation, cellular component: nucleus. The record is from RefSeq and is a predicted model, not a curated record. The coding region runs from base 527 to 2620 and encodes 697 amino acids. The transcript has 13 exons. Lineage: Eukaryota; Metazoa; Arthropoda; Insecta; Hemiptera; Aphididae. Gene Ontology annotation, molecular function: RNA polymerase II C-terminal domain binding; mRNA (2'-O-methyladenosine-N6-)-methyltransferase activity.